AAUUUUAAACUCAAGGCGGAAGAAGUCAGUCAAUACACAAAAAAGCAUGAUAUAGAUCUUAAAGGGUUGACCAAACAAAUGAGAUAUCAACUAUUAUGGAAUAAAAUUAUUGAAGCUAGAAUUGUUCCAUUUAUCCAUGGAGUAAGUGAUGAAGAAGUAGAUAAUACUAGAAGGCAAAAAGUACUGAAUAGUACUUUAAGUUUAAAACAGAUCAUAGUCAAAGAUUCAGAUGGUGCACUAGAAAAUCUCAAAAAGCAACAAGCUAAUUGUUCAAAUUUUAAUAAAUUAACAAAUGAUCUAAAACUACCAAGCAUAAAAGAAUUUAAAAUAAAGAUGAGAGACUUAAACCCUGAACUACAGGUUUUAUUUAACAAGACAAGCAUAAAUGAAAUAGUAGAAAUUAAGGAAGGCAGCACUGCAAGACUCAUCAUGUUAUGUAACAUCGAAAGUGAUAAAAUUGAUAUAGAAGCAAUUAAACAGGGAAUAUACCAACAAAAAAUCAUGAAACAAAGCUCUAUGUUAUUUGAUGAAAUACGUAAAAAUGCAAUUGUCAAUUACCAUAAAAAUUUUAAAUAA
This is a messenger RNA of Cinara cedri, 576 nucleotides long. NCBI's taxonomy places the organism in Eukaryota, Metazoa, Arthropoda, Insecta, Hemiptera, Aphididae. The record is from the annotation of a GenBank genome assembly.